CUUGCCGCUGCCUACCGGGCGCGGCCAUGAAGAAUGACAUGACCCAGCUGCGCCUAUAGAGACUUGCGUCGUCGUCAAUUCCCUCGUCGUCGCUUUCACCUUCUUAUGUCGUGCGACUGCAUACAGUUUGUACUUCAUAUACUUGCAAACAGCCGCAUUCAUCUCUGAUGACUAUGUCUAAUUUCCUUCCCACUUUCAGCGUUCAUCUUUGAGGUUCCCGGUUCCCCCGCUACCUCCGCACCCCGACCAUUCUCACUUCCGUGAGACUGUCUCUCACGCUCUGCGCACAACAACAUGGUGCAAACCCAGGGGAUGUGGACGAAGACGAAGACCGGCUCGAAGGCUGGCUUCGACAAAGUCUACGGAUGGGUUGACAAACUCGGUGCACCCAUCAACAGACUAUCAAACAAACUAGGUGCUGAAGCCUUUUGGCCUACAACUCUCGAUAAAGAGAGCGACAAGGCCGCGCGCAUCCUCAAAAGCUUUUGCAAGGAUGGCUUCUACCAGGAGGAAGAACGCCCGACAGCUGAAGGGCCUAAGGCGAAGCAAAGGGUUCUGAAGAAAAUACCGGCAGAGGUAAUCCAAAAUGCUAAAGGCAUUGCUAUCUUCACCGUCAUGCGCACCGGCCUCUGGAUCUCUGGCGCUGGAGGAAGCGGGAUACUCGUCGGCCGAAAAGAAGAUGGAUCGUGGUCGCCUCCGUCCGGUAUCAUGUUGCACACAGCUGGCCUGGGCUUCCUCGUAGGAGCAGACAUCUACGAUUGCGUUGUGGUGAUAAACACUCAGGAAGCUUUGGACGCCUUUUCCAAGGUCCGCUGCACUCUAGGUGGAGAAGUCAGUGCGGUGGCUGGGCCCCUGGGCGUUGGUGGAGUGCUUGAGUCGGAAGUACAUAAAAGACAGGCGCCCAUCUUCACAUACCUCAAGUCAAGAGGUUUCUACGCCGGAGUCCAAAUCGACGGGACCAUCGUAAUUGAGCGCACCGACGAAAACGAGCGAUUCUAUGGAGAAAGGAUCGGCGUAGUCGAUAUAUUGGCUGGAAAAGCGAGGCACUUGCCUAUUGAGACGCAACGCCUCAUGGCGACCUUGAAAGCCGCUCAAGGCGACACAGAUGUGGAUCAAUCAUUAUUACCGAGCGAGCCACCGCCAGCCGAUUAUGAAAUUGUCAAAGACGAAAAAACCUUUGGCGUUCCUGACGAGGAGGAUCCGGACCCAUACGGAGUGUUGGCCCUGGAGACCGCCGGUCUAGUCAUUAGGGAAGCCGGCACACGAAAACGACCAACCAGUGAACAAUUCGAGUUCAAGCCAUCACCAACAAGCCCUGUCUACAAUACAUUCCGCAAGAGUUUUGACCAACGUUCGAGUAUCGAUGGACGAAGCAUGAGCCGGAGAUCCAGUUGGAGAACAAGCACAAUGAGCAACAUUACGGAAUCCCGCAACAGCAAAAUGGUAGACAUGUGUACGCAAACUGAUUUCGAAGAGCCUCCUGCCCUAAAAGUUCCACCCGCAUUGCCCCCAAGAAACCCCCCAAUCAACAACCCCAUCACCAGUCCAGUCUUGGCCGAAAUUCCAGAAUCAAACAGCAUAGAUGAGUUCAAUGUUCAAUCAAAGAAGGAAACAACCGAGAAGGAUGCCGACAGCCAACGAGAGAUUGAUAAUGAUGUCAAGAACGAUAAAGACGAGAAAACCCAGACCGCGGACAACGCAGAUAAGAAGCACGACAAGACAGAGACUAAAAAUGAAGACUCAGAUUCAUUCAAAGACGUCAAGCUGGAAGACAACGACUCGUCGUCGGAAGAAGAAUCUGACGAAGAAGAAGAAGAAGAGGAGCCGGUUAUCCAGGAAAUCCAUCAGGCUGCUGCACCUCAAGUAAUUUCUCGUGCUCGCGUCGUUACUGUAGCCAAGCCAAUCCCCCCAAGGAUUCCCAUUAGGAACCCCGAUCGCCGUGGUCGAUUCUCAGCACACUCCGAUAUGGCUGCCUCCAACAUGAGCCCACCAUCGACGCCAUCGCUCAGGCACGACGCCUCCUCCACCUCUGAUCAGGAAAGCAUCUCCUCUUCCGAAGGCUUCGAGCACAUCAGCCAACAGCUUCGACCAAAAUUCUCCAACGAGGCCGAGAAGAAGGAGGACAAGGACGAGUUCCAAUCCGCGCCUGCAUCACCCACCAAGACUGUUCCCGGAGGGUUUGUUGAGCAUUAGAUUAGGCGACUCUUGACUUCGCUGCAGCAGCAGUGACACGAAUUACGACAAAUUCAGCCCAUAGUUACUCGGGAUAUUUAAUUGGAGAGCGGCAUUCUGAAGCUAAUAAUCAGUUUUUCCAUUCUUUUGUAAAUGUAAUGCAUUAAGGUUCAUCGAGGCCAAUUUGUUAAUUCAUGUCACGACGCUACGCAAUUCCUUCGUUUAUGGUGGACUAAGUUAUAUGUAUGUCUUUUUGUAGGAUUGAUAAAACAUGUUGUCCCACACGAGCUAUCCCCAUCUUAAUCUGAACUUCAUA
This is a messenger RNA of Aaosphaeria arxii CBS 175.79, 2488 nucleotides long. RefSeq names its product DUF500-domain-containing protein. The record is from RefSeq and is a predicted model, not a curated record. The coding region runs from base 295 to 2193 and encodes 632 amino acids. The transcript has 3 exons. Lineage: Eukaryota; Fungi; Ascomycota; Dothideomycetes; Pleosporales. Gene Ontology annotation, molecular function: phosphatidylinositol binding.